GUUUGAUCAUCGGUAACCAAAGUAAAACUCUCACUGACGGCUUGCUGACGGCUGCCGCCCUCUCUUCCCUCCGCCAUCCUCCACUUCGAUUCGAGUCGCGCCGGACGCGCCGCAGGCUGCCUUAUAUCUUUCUUUUUGGAUACCCUUGUCCUUGUCCUUCUCGUCCCUCCUUCGGUGUCUCCACUUUCAAUACUCUAUUUCGACCUCUCUCCGAAUCGAUUUCGCGAGGCAGAUGCGCUCCUUCACUCUGACGACCCUGACGCUGGCACUCUUCGCCCUGGGCGAUGCGCGGCCGCUGCGGCGUGCUAUCGAUGCGAGCGUGCGGUGCGCAGCGACCGAUCAGACGGGGUCCGCGCUCACCGCGUCCUCGACCACGACAGACUCGUCGGGGAAUGAGUUCUCCGUGUGCACGUACAAGAGCGCGGGGCCGUGUACCUUUUUCUUCGCGGAUGGAUCCUUCUCGUCUGGGUCUAGUGACUGUCCGAAGGGCCAGGCGCAGACGGCUGGGGCCGGAACUGGAGGGGGAGGAGGAGCAACAUCUGCAGGAUCGUCGUCUUCGUCGUCAAAGCCUCAGGGCACACUCGAUCCGAAUGUCAAGUGCCCGGCGAAGGACAAGCAGGGCUCCUCGGUGACUUCGUCUUCGCAGGGAAGCGAGAAUGGCAACGCGCUGGUGACAUGCACGUACGCGGUUGCGGGCCCGUGCACCUUCUUCACGGAUGGAUCCUUCUCUUCUGGUGGCAGUGAUUGCCCAGCCGGACAGUCACAAGGCAGUUCGCAGCAGACGACGACAACCUCUGCACCUCCUCCUCCUCCGAAGACAACAGCCGCUCCGCCGCCGCCUCCGAAGACGACAGUUGCGCCUCCUCCCCCGCCACCGCAGACGACUACUUCUACACCACCGCCUCCUCCCCCGCCGGCGACUACCAGCACACCGCCACCCCCGCCGCCAACAACCACGAGCACACCCCCGCCGCCUCCGCCGUCAACUUCGACAUCGACCACCACAUCGACGACGACACCUCCGGUCACGACCCCCAGCGACACGCCGACUGUGGCACCCGUUGUCACCAGCACAUCUGCUGCCGCCGCCGCGCCGCCGGUCGACCCGAGCCCCGUCGACUCGACAACGUCGUUCACGACCGUCUUCGUCACCCCGACCGACACCUCGACCAACACCGCGGGUGCGCCGGUUACGACGGACGUCGCGAAUGCCGGUGCGCCGGCCGGUGGACUCGGCCAGACUGGCGCUGCUGCGCCUGGACUGCGGGCAGGUGCUUCAUCGCUCGUGCUGGCCGCUGGCGUUGGACUCGCAGUCCUUUUGCUUUGAAGAAAGUUGGACACACCACAUGGACUAUGGACUUGGGUUUACUUUGUUUCAUUAUUUGUAGUUAACUUUUUAUUGUGUCUGUUCGCUGUUGAUUAGCACUGGUAUUGCAUGGCUCCUGGAGGCGGAGAAAGCCAGAUCGCAGUGACCUGGUCCAUCCCUCGGGCGAGUACUAUCAAAGCCUCUGAAGCUCUCUUUCAAGGUGAACACUGAAAACGGUCGAAGAUAGUUACUGAGCGGCGGCGGUACAUAUUAAGCGGACCUCAGAGGCAAGUGUUACGGGAUGCGCAGGCAGUUUUAUUGAAGGAGAUCGUGAGGUAGUACAUGGAUACAUUGUUUGUUGACAGGCGCUCUCAGCUCUGCAUUUCUUCGUCAUCCCGCCCAUUCAGACCUAUCAGUUUGCUUUUGACUUUGCGCUUCGCCCGCUUAACCGUCGAAAGCUGUCCAAUUUGCUCAUCAGACGAGUAGUCGUCCUCCUCUGCAUCGACAGCGACAUCAUUAUACGCAGGCCCCUCCGCCCUCCCUUCCGCUCUGUCCUCGUCCAGCUUCGCUUGGCUCUCCUCAU
Molecule: messenger RNA, 1889 nt
Organism: Mycena citricolor
Lineage: Eukaryota; Fungi; Basidiomycota; Agaricomycetes; Agaricales; Mycenaceae
Source: the annotation of a GenBank genome assembly